This is a messenger RNA of Sclerotinia borealis F-4128, 615 nucleotides long. The record is from the annotation of a GenBank genome assembly. NCBI's taxonomy places the organism in Eukaryota, Fungi, Ascomycota, Leotiomycetes, Helotiales, Sclerotiniaceae.
AUGUCCGAAACCAGCAAAAUCCCCACGUCUACCGGCAACCACUCGAAGGAAAACCACACGGCAGACCCGACGGCGGGCCUUCCCUAUUACGAGAAAACGCGGCAACAGCUCAAGAUAUUAUUGGAGCAGAAGAGGAAUCUGGAGCGGCAUUUGGCGCUGCACGAAGAUGCGAUCUUUCGGAAGGAGACGGAAUAUUUAGAUGAGACGCCCCAGGGUAAUAUCAUUAAUGGGUUUGAUGGGUAUGCGAAGGGUGCGGGUGUGGGAGGGGUGGGGAGAGCGGGUGCGGGGACGGGUAGGAAAAGUGCGGCGGUGGGGGGGACGGAUAGACCGUUUAGUGGAAGUUCGCAUAGUUGGAAAUUGAAUGUGGAUUCUCCAGCACAAUCCGGAGCAUCGACGCCAGUAGCGGCCAUGGCGCCCACGCCUCUAUCAAUGACGUUCCACAAGACGAAUGGGGACAGCGCCUCGAAUCACGCGACGCCUGCAUCUGCUUCUUCGGGAAAGGGUAAGAAGAAUAAGAAGAUGGCUGGGGCGGAUGAUAGUGAGACGGAAUCGAAUACCAAGGAAAUGAUGGGGCAUAAGAAGGCGAGGACAAAUUUUGGAGCUGUGAGGAAAUGA